AGUUCCCUUUAAAGUUACACUAAUACUGAAACAGACGAGGCAUUAUCGUCCGAUGAUUAAUUUUCUACCAGCUAUAAUUCUUGCUUUCGGAAUUUUAUUUAUUACUUUUUUAACGUAAUAGCGAUAAAAUUGUUGUCUUUCAGCCACCGUAGUUCAAAACGGUUUUUCCAUUCCCCUUUUCCUGUGUCAUCAUAUCUCCAAGACUUGUUUUCGCUUUCAUCGUAUGGCUGCUAUCGUCAUGUGUAUAAAAAACGAUCGCUGAGAAAUAAGGAUUAUCUCCCAUCAGUCGAUCAACGCAGUGCGUUGUGGUCAGUAGACGUUGCUUCUUGCGGUCUGGCAACAGCACAUUUCCAAAAUGCUCGCGAAAGUCUCGUGGAUUGUCGUGAUAUUUUGCAUUUAUUACACUUCUGCUCAGCAGAUAACGCCAGCUUGUUUAGAAUGUAUAUGUUUAGUUACUUCAGAAUGUGACAUCAAUGUAGGCUGUAACGGACCAGUUUGUGGACCAUUUUACAUAACAAAACAGUACUGGACUGAUGCUGAUAAACCCGCUUUAAGCGACAAACCAGCUGAUGAAGACGAAGAUCAGACCUAUCGCAAUUGCGCCAACAAUGUAUACUGUGCUGCUCGUGUGCUACAAAAUUAUAUGUCUAAAUUUGCUAAGGAUUGCACCGGAAAUGGAGUGAUUGACUGCGAGGAUUAUGUACGUCUUCACCGAUUUGGUGCAAGCGGCUGCGCUGUUAAUUCACUACACAAUGUUUAUGAGGGCAUAUUUAAAAGGUGUAUAAACUCCUUCGGAACAUCUGCAUAAUGCAUGUAUGUGAUACUACGAUUUGAUAACAAUCGAUUAUUUACUGCAGUAUACAUGCAAUACAUAUACUGCAAUACAUACAAUACAUGUCCGGGACAAAUAAAUAGAAUAAUAGUAUAUAAUAGUAAAUUUGGCAUAUAACUUUAUGUUACAACUGAUAAUUCUCUGUAACAGAUUUAAUUCUACAACAUUAAUAUAAAAAAAGCAAUUUUAUAUAAAGA
Molecule: messenger RNA, 1029 nt
Organism: Vollenhovia emeryi
Lineage: Eukaryota; Metazoa; Arthropoda; Insecta; Hymenoptera; Formicidae
Product: lysozyme-like
Exons: 4
Coding region: 356-808 (150 amino acids)
Molecular function (GO): lysozyme activity
Source: RefSeq, a predicted model, not a curated record